AUGGCCAUCAACACGUCCACCGUGGCUCAAGCAGUCACUGUUAGUUUACAGGAACUUAUUGAGGGAACUGUCUCUUUUGAUACCCUGACCGAGGCUUUCGGACCCGAGUCCCUGGGCAUUAUUGUUGUAAAAGAUUUGCCCCAGACAUUUACUGAGCUACGUGCAAAGGUUCUUUCGAAUGCCUCGCAUCUAGCAGCGCUGUCAGAUGCGGAACUAGAAAAUCUCACCAGCCCAGAAUCAAAGUAUCUGGUUGGCUGGUCCUGUGGCAAGGAAACUUUGAAAUCCGGCCAUUUUGACACGCUCAAGGGCUCUUACUAUGUGAAUUGCGCCUUCUAUCAGGACCCAUCGCUGGAUAGUGCGCCAGCCGAUGGAUUCCCAGACCUGCCCCAGUAUACCGCGCCGAACAUCUGGCCAUCCGAGGCGAAAUUACCCGAAUUCAGGGGUAGCGUGGAGUCCCUCUGUGGCUUGAUCAUCGAUACCGCCGCGCUGGUCGCCAAGGCCUGUGAUCGGUACGCCGAGGCCAAUAUCGAGGGCUACAAGCCUGGGUAUCUGCACCAUGUCGUCACGACCAGUCUGACCACCAAGGCCCGUCUCCUACACUACUUCCCGGGCAGUGAGGAACAAACCGAGGCCAGCGACGACGACUGGUGUGCGACCCAUCUCGACCAUGGUUGUCUGACGGGCUUGACAUCGGCCAUGUUCCUUGACGAGGCUGCCUCCCCUCCCAGCAAUACGAGUGUUCUCCCCGAGCUCCCCCGCUCCCCCGACCCAUCUGCAGGUCUGUAUAUUCGAUCUCGCACAGAUGAGAUCGUCAAAGUCAAUAUUCCUAAAGAUUGUCUGGCUUUUCAGACUGGGGAAGCUCUACAGCUCAUCACCCGUGGCAAGUUCAUGGCCGUGCCACACUUUGUGAAGGGGGCCAAGGCUAGUCCUGGACAGAAGAUCGCGAGGAAUACCCUCGCUGUGUUUACGCAGCCAAAUUUGGCAGAGGAGGUUCAACCCGGCUUGAGUUUUGCGGAGUUCGCAAGAGGCGUUGUACAGAAGAACUAUUGA
This is a messenger RNA of Penicillium salamii, 1050 nucleotides long. NCBI's taxonomy places the organism in Eukaryota, Fungi, Ascomycota, Eurotiomycetes, Eurotiales, Aspergillaceae. The record is from the annotation of a GenBank genome assembly.